Hermetia illucens (black soldier fly) is the source of this 2957-nucleotide messenger RNA. RefSeq names its product nuclear exosome regulator NRDE2. The record is from RefSeq and is a predicted model, not a curated record. Gene Ontology annotation, cellular component: catalytic step 2 spliceosome. The transcript is spliced from 6 exons. Gene Ontology annotation, biological process: regulatory ncRNA-mediated post-transcriptional gene silencing; negative regulation of RNA catabolic process. NCBI's taxonomy places the organism in Eukaryota, Metazoa, Arthropoda, Insecta, Diptera, Stratiomyidae. The coding region runs from base 46 to 2934 and encodes 962 amino acids.
GACUUGAAUUUGACGUUUCUGUGGUAAAUAAACAACAUUUGGACGAUGUCCCUUUUCCCGGCUUAUGAGCCAACGCCAGGUCCUUCUGUUGAUCAGAAAAAGAAUGAGGAAAAUUACGAGGCGAAAUCCUGGCUUACAAAUUCAACUUUUAUCCCUUUUCAAACUGUGCCUUUACCAAGCACAAGUGAAUCCGUAGCAACUCAGGAAAUUGGCAGUGAAUCCCCCCAGAGUAGCAGCAGUGAAUCAGUAGAACAUGAGGACCGACACCGGCACUCGAAAAAGAGGAAAAAAGACAAGAAAAAGAAAAGGAAGAAAUCGCGCAGGGAAACCCCAGAAAAGACGAUUGAAUUCACUGGCGAGGAAGAGUACUACGUGGAUAAAGAUCCCGCAAGGGGUUACCUAUCAGUGGAAAGACUGCACAGACCAGCAUGCCCAAGAUAUCGCCGGAUCCUUCGCCAACUAGGAUACGUUAAAGGGUCUCCAAAAGAGAAAAAACGUCGUUACUUCUCCAGAAAAUACUGGGAAGCAGAAACCGAACAAGCGCUUGCUCCUCCAACCAAUACUUUGCCGGAGGAAGAAUUUACCGCCAAAAACAAAGAAUUCAAUAAAAUACUCGCCCAAAACCCGAAAAACGCAAAUGCCUGGGUUGAGUACAUCCACCACCAAGACAGGAUGCCCAUGCGAACCACCAAAACCCAAAUGGCAGAGAAAAAAAUCGAAAUCAUAGAAAAGGCUCUGGUGCACAACCACGGCAACGAGAAGCUGUACAAGUUGUACGUGGAAAUUGUGGAUUCAACUUAUCCCUCGUUUGAAGUCAGCAAGUUUCUUGAUAAACUUUUGGAUAAAGAUCCAACCAAUUAUAUUCUCUGGAGCGCACAGAUUCAGGCAACGCAAGGUUCCAUGGCGCGAUGUAUUGUCCCGGAUGUGCUGAAGCUUUACGAGCAAUGCAUGCAGAAGAUGUAUCGCAAGUCGCAGGACGACGAAGUCAUGCUGAAACUUUUCAAUGGCUGCGCUCUUUUCUUGCGACAAUCUGGUUUGAGUGAACAAUUCUUCGCCCUAAUAAAACUCGCUCUCGAGCUGAACGUUUCAGUUGAUAAAUUCAAUAAAAUACAGCCUGAAGAGAAAGAUCAACAGACAUUAAUCGAAUACGAGGAGGUAAUCCUGAAAUCAGGACUUCCAAUGAACGAGAUUUGGCUGCGCAUUGAGAAACUUCGUCAGAACUACAAUUUCUUACCAUGUCCAAGUACAAGUAACUACAGCGAUCCACAGCGCAUCGUCUUCAACGAGGACAUUUGCUAUUUUAUCUACCCAUUGGCAAAUAAAGAGAACUGUUUUGCUUUGAUUAUAAUCAUCUUGAGACUUCUGAAGAUUCCUUUUCUGUCGACAUCGAGUCUUCGUAAUCGGUUUCUUUUCGAUGCAUCGCAAAACUUGAGCGAAUUCGAUGCCAUUGAGGACAUUCUGGGAGUGUGCUUACAUAAGACAACGAGUCUAUUUGUCGACUCCUUAAAUUUCGAUCUGACUCUUUACGAGCUAGUCAAGGAGAUGAUUUUGGGACCGUCUUUCUUAAGUGCAAAUAUUGGACAUGAAAUCUAUUUGAAGACGAUUGUUGAUAUCCUUACACUUUGUUCAGAAUGCUAUCAAAGCGAUGAAAGGAAGCGAACCAUUUUUGUACUUCUAUGGCUUAAGUUUGAGAGGAUUUCGUUGAUAAUUGAGCGGAUAAGCCAAAAAUUAUCGAAUGAGGCCAUGAAAAAGAUCAAAUCAAAAGUAAAAAAUCUCCUCAAAAGGGAGGAGAAUCGAAAUGUCCUGAACUUCUAUACAGAAUAUGCGCUAAUUGAAUACGAGUUUGGCAAUCUGCAUGUGGCUGAGAAUAUUUUCGUAACAUCCAUAAGUGGAGGAGGUUCAGAAGUACCAAAAUCGGACUUUUGUCAUGCUCAUGUGACAUACGCCGAAAUUUUAAUCCAAAAUCAAAACUAUAUCAAGGCCUUGAAAGUCCUGACCUGCUUCGCUCUGGACAUUUCCCUUGAAGAACUGGACGGCGAAAUUCUAAGCGAGCCUCGCAAACUACUCUCCCUAAAAAAGUUAACUGAAAGAUUGGCCGAUCUAGCCUUUAUCGAGAAAAAUGUCCAAAUAAUGGAACUGGAACAAUAUUUCCUUCCAGACUAUUUCAUCAGCUUGUUAAAAGCAAAAAUUUAUUACCAAGUUCUACUAAAAAAUAAACUUGAAGCAAUGGCAUCACUGGAGAACCUUCUUCGACACUUUGUUGAAAAGAAUCCUCGUCACAUAUUCAUCCGGGAAGGUAUCUACGAAUUAUACCUGAAAAUAAUGCAGUUCCCCGAUCGGACGUGUCUGGUCUCAAACCUUCUAAUAUACGAAACUCUCUCGAGAGCUCUGAAUGAGUUUCCAGAAAAUCUGUAUCUACUGAAAACCUGUGCAUCGCUAGACAACCAACCUUGGUACAAACUACGCAGCCUCUUGACUAGCACGAAAUCCCCACUUGGAAUAAUUUUCCUGAUAGCAGCGGCGCGUUGUCGUUUCACGAAGUACAGGAGUGAAAAUGUACAAGGUGACAUUGGAGUUUAUUCUUCAAAUAUCGACGGCAGUGAAACCACAUAUAAGAGGCGAGUCGCCAAUAUUUUAAAGGAAGCAGUACAUAAAAGUUCACCGUUACGCAAGAAUUCCUUAGUUUGGCGAUUUUAUUUAAGGAGUUUAUGUGAUAUUCAAGCGACAUUUGAAAGAAGCAGGGAUGCCCUUUUUACAGCAUUGGAUGAGUGUCCGUGGCAUAAGGCCCUGUAUCUCGACGGAUCGGUUUACGUUCCACAAGAAUUGGCUCAAAUGCAGGAUCUGAUGAUUGAGAAGCAACUGCGAAUUUACGCUCUUCCAGAAGAAUUAGAAAUCUUGAGAAAUGAUUCUUUUGAAGCUCCAACAGUGUCUUAGUUUUGUUUUAAUUAAUAUGUAUA